Molecule: messenger RNA, 2633 nt
Organism: Vitrella brassicaformis
Lineage: Eukaryota; Vitrellaceae
Source: the annotation of a GenBank genome assembly
CCCAUAUGCGAUGCUUGAGUCAUCCAGCGAUAGCACAGCUGGACAGCACGAACUCGUCUCUCUGUCUGAUGGGGUGUGCUAUGUCACACGAUGACAUUGAAAGCCAACACAAAUCACAUGAAAGCACGGCCUCUGUGUCUCAAGCAUGGACCGGAGAAGCUCGCCACAGACAGACCACUGCCGAUGAAGGCCGCAUCCAAUACACUAGUAGACAGUGUGACACCGUAGACAGACAGGCUGUCCCCGAGCCCCAUCCACCUAGAGAUACGAUGCGAGUCCAUCAGUCAGGGUCUAAACGAUCAGACAGACAACCAUCAGGCGAGGGAGGAGAGAACAAACAGACAGACAGACAGACAGACAGCCAGCUUGGGCAGCCAGACAGCCAGACAGACAGACAGACAGAGAGACAGACGGACGCGGACAGACGGACGCGGACAGACGGACGCGGACAGACGGACAGCCACGGCAGGCAGGUAGGCAUUGAUUCCACGCAAUUCGCCCAACCCAAUCAAUAGAUGGAUGCACCCACCCAGUGCAUGCGAUGAGUGAAAUGCAGCGCCAUGCAGAGGGAUGGGAUGGCAUGCAAUGUGGUGUGGUGUGGUGUGGCGUGGUAGUAUGUAUGGUGUGUGAGCUACCCUGUCUGUCUGUCUGUCUGUCGGUCGGUCGGUCGGUCUGUCUGCCAUCGACCCACCCAUCCCGUCCGCCCCUAUCGAAGCAUACGUACCAUAGGUGUCACUCAGGCAUGCGCCAACAAACCAAGACACACACACGGAGAAAUAUAUCACCACCCGACGGCCCCUGAUACACACACAAACACAUAUAGCGAAGACAGACAGACAGACAGACGGACGGACAUGAGUGCAUGAAAGGCGACGCUCGACGUGUGCACUUGUCUGACAUUGACAUACGUACCUGGUAUGUGGAUCGUCAUUUGGCCUUGGCCUUACUCUUAGCCUUGGCCUUGCCUGCAGUCACAAGAAAGACAGAAACACACCACACAAACAAAGGACGCACUCACGUGUGAGGGAGUAGGUCGGUGGCUGGGGGGGUAGGGGCGCACCUUUGGCUUUGGCUUUGGCUUUGGCCUUGCCCUUGGCCGCCGCCUUGGGCUUCUUGGUGCUGGGCUUGCGAACGCUCUGCGCACGCAGGGAUACAGGCGGGUCAACACACGACACACACAAAACAGGACAACAUAACAUAACAUGUGCGGUUAAAGGCCCCUGUGGCAUGGUGUGGCUGACGUGUGCGUGUCCAUGUGUCCGCCCGUACCGCCUUGGCCUUGUUGGCGGCAGCCGUCUUGGGUUUGGCCCCAGCGCGGGUCUUCUUGACAGCCUUCGCUUUGGCCUUGGCAGCAGGGGCAGCCCCAGCCUCAACUCCAGUAUCUGACACACACACACACACGCACAGACAGAGAGAGAGAGAGACAUGUCUGGGGUGAUUGAGGAGGCGGCGUCCGUGUGUGCGUGUGUGGUAUGGUGGUGUGUGGUGUGGUAUGUGGUUUGUGUGGCGUGGGUACCCUCAGCCGCGGCCUUGGGUUUCUUGGGUGCGGCCUUCUUGGCAGCGCCAACCACGUUCAUGUUGAACUUGUACGAUGCCUUGAUCUGCACACAACACACAACACACCAACACACGCCACACGUCGAGAUGCACCCACCACACCAUCACACCACACCAUUGUCACCUACCCUCCCCCCUGUGGACGCGGUGCAUAUGUGUGUAAGUUUCUUACCUUGAUGAGUUUCUUGGCUUCGGUCAUCCGCUUGAGUGAGCUGCUGAGGUGGUACUUGGUGCGUCCGUCCUCGAAGUCGAGGGCGUAGUUGGCCUGGAUGAACUUCUUGAUGGCAAACAGGCUGCUGCCUGACCGGUCCUUGAGUGUGCCGAUGGCCUCCUUGAUCAUCUCCUCAUACGAAGGGUGCUUCGGGGCAGCACGCGCCUCGCCACCACAACACUUGGCCUUGCCCUUCCCCUUCGCCUUGCCCUUCGCCUCCUCCUCAGCUGAAUGGUCAAGACAGACACAUACAGACGGACAUGAGGGUGUCAUUCAACGAGUGGGUGGAUGCGUUCAUGUGUGUAAGUUGUCUCUGACCUGAGGACUUCUGCGCCGCUUUGCGGUGAGGGCGACCACCAGCAGUUGCUGCUGCUGCGGCGGCUGCGGCGGGAGCCUCCUCUGCCUCCUCGGCUUGCUCAGCGGCUGGCGGUGCUUCGGGAGCCUCGGGACUUGGAGCCUCCCCCUCCCCAUCCUCAACGCCCUCAGCAGGCUGCUCGACCUGCUCCCCGCCGCCCUCAGCCCCCUCCUCUCCCUCCCCAGCAGCCUCCUGCACGGCCUGCUCGGCGGCUGGCGGUGCCUCGGGAGCCUCGGGAACCUCCUGGCAUGGCUCAAGAAGGGGAGGAGCCUGUGGGGGUAGUAGGUGCUCCUCCUCUGGAGGGGCCGCAGGCGCCAUCUCUUGGUCCUCGUCCUCCUCUUGAGCAGCAGGGGGCGGUGGUGGUGGCGAAGGUGGUACAGCCAUCUCCUCGUCGCCCGCUGGCGGGGCAACAGCAGCAGCGGCAGUGGCCCCGUCAACGGCCACGGCAGGCGGGGCCGUCAUCGGUGCGGGGGGCGGCAACUGCGGCUCCUCUGCCUCCGCCUCGGCCAU